Molecule: messenger RNA, 1827 nt
Organism: Aureobasidium melanogenum CBS 110374
Lineage: Eukaryota; Fungi; Ascomycota; Dothideomycetes; Dothideales; Saccotheciaceae
Product: acetolactate synthase
Exons: 2
Coding region: 1-1827 (608 amino acids)
Biological process (GO): L-valine biosynthetic process
Cellular component (GO): acetolactate synthase complex; mitochondrion
Molecular function (GO): acetolactate synthase activity; flavin adenine dinucleotide binding; magnesium ion binding
Source: RefSeq, a predicted model, not a curated record
AUGGGCCACUCGUUCGUCGGCAUGAACGGUGGUCAGAUCUUCCACGAGAUGAUGUUGAGACACGGCGUCAAGCACGUCUUCGGUUACCCCGGAGGCGCCAUCUUGCCCGUCUUCGAUGCCAUCUACAACUCAGAAGCCUUCGAUUUCAUUCUUCCCCGUCACGAACAAGGUGCUGGCCACAUGGCUGAGGGCUACGCCCGUGCCUGCGGUAAGCCUGGUGUCGUUCUCGUCACAUCUGGUCCUGGAGCCACCAACGUUAUCACCCCUAUGCAAGAUGCUUUGAUGGAUGGAACUCCCAUGGUUGUCUUCUGCGGUCAGGUGCCCACCACCGCCAUCGGAUCAGACGCCUUCCAAGAGGCUGAUGUUAUCGGUAUCUCAAGAGCCUGCACAAAGUGGAACGUCAUGGUUAAGAACAUUGCCGAACUGCCGCGCAGAAUCAACGAGGCUUUCGAGAUCGCUACCUCUGGCAGACCUGGUCCCGUCUUGGUUGAUCUGCCCAAGGAUGUCACUGGUGCCAUGCUCAACCGCCCCAUUCCCAUGAGCAGCACUCUCCCUACUCACCCUAGCGCCGCCUCUCUCGCAGCAAAGGACUUGAGCAGGAAACAGCUCGACUCUGCCAUUUCCCGUACCGCUGACCUCAUCAACAUGGCCAAGAAGCCCGUCAUCUACUGCGGUGCUGGUAUCCUUGGUCACCCCGAUGGCCCCAAGCUCUUGAAGGAGCUUUCCGAAAAGGCUCAGAUCCCCGUCACUACCACUCUCCAGGGUCUCGGUGCUUAUGACGAGCUUGAUCCCAAGGCUCUCCACAUGCUCGGUAUGCACGGUUCUGCCUUUGCUAACAUGUCCAUGCAAGAGGCAGAUCUCAUUCUUGCUCUCGGCGCUCGUUUCGAUGACCGUAUCACUGGUCACGUUCCUCGCUUCGCCCCCCAGGCUCGCCUUGCCGCUGCUGAAGGCCGCGGUGGUAUUGUCCACUUCGACAUCAUGCCCAAGAACAUCAACAAGGUCGUUCAGGCCACUGAGGCUGUUGAGGGCGAUGUUACUGAGAACCUCCGCAACCUCCUUCCCCAGGUCAACACCAUUGCCGAGAACGAGCGUAAGGAGUGGUUCGCCCAGAUUGCCGACUGGAAGAAGCGUUUCCCCUGGGCUUACGAGAAGGAGAGUGGCCCUGAGUCGCUCAUCAAGCCUCAAACCGUCAUCAGUAUGCUUUCUGACUUGACUGCCCACAUCAAGGACAAGACCGUCAUCACUACUGGUGUCGGCCAACAUCAAAUGUGGACCGCUCAGCACUUCCGCUGGCGCCACCCUCGCACCAUGAUCACUUCUGGUGGUCUUGGUACGAUGGGUUACGGUCUUCCUGCCGCCAUCGGUGCCAAGGUUGCCUGCCCUGAGAAGCUUGUCAUCGACAUUGACGGUGACAGCUCUUUCUCCAUGACCUUGACUGAGCUUUCCACCGCUGCUGAGUUUAACAUCGGUUGCAAGGUUCUUGUCUUGAACAACGAGGAGCAGGGAAUGGUCACACAAUGGCAAUCCCUCUUCUACAAUGACCGCUUCGCCCACACUCACCAGCGCAACGCUGAUUUCGUCAAGCUUGGUGAUGCUAUGGGUGUUCAAGCCCGCCGCUGCACCAAGAUCGAUGACCUCAAAGACAGCCUUCAAUGGCUCAUCGAGGGCUCUGGUGAGGGUCCUGCCCUUCUUGAGGUUGUUACCGACCAGAAGAUCCCCGUCUUGCCCAUGGUUCCUGGUGGCUCUGCCCUCCACGAGUUCCUUGUCUACGACGAAGCCAAGGAGAAGGAGCGCCGUAAGCAAACAAGAGAACGCAGUGGAAGAUAA